CGCCCAGGUCAAAGCAAUUAGCUAGUUGAGCACACCCAGUGUUUAUAUUAUAUUCAUCAAGAUAGAUGUGUGCUUACACACCGCUAGAUGGCGCCAAUCAGCAAAGAACGUGUUUCUUCAUUGAGUAGAAAAACGCUCUGACUGACCCUCGCUCUUAUUACAAUACACAUCAUUGGGUCUUGCUCAUAUAGACCGUAUACAAAGUCAUACUACAAAGGGCUGACUACUGUUAUUUAUUCGUCAUGGUCAAUAUUAAAAACCUAGUCUGAAUAUCGUUCCAAUGUGUUCUGUACUCUAGUGUCCACCGUCGCUCGUGCAGCAUAUUACAGUAUUUGAGAUUUAGAAAGUUGGAAACGAAAACAUUGAUGAAACAUGUCGGCGUCGCCUUACUUUUCUAGUAAUAAAAUAGUAAUAUAAUUAAUAUAACGGCACAAAUUAUAACCAUUCACCGGUGUCUUCCAUGAUAUAACACCUUAUAGUGUUAAAAAGGGAGUAUACACUAGGCUACUAAGCUACUAAGACAUCCGUUACAAUUCACAGUUCACUCUUUGACUCUCGACGAACGCAAAGGUUACCUAACUGGCUCGUAUCAUUUAGGGGGGGGUCGAGGCCCACCAGGACGUUUGGUCAACCGAUAAACACCUCCAUGGAUCUCACCGAGGAACACCCUCCCCACACCACUAUAAGACAGGAGAACUUGGAGCAGGAACUGUCUGUCUCCUACGUCCCUUGUCAAGUGGAAAGUGGAGGAGCCUUCUCUCUUCAAGUGCUGGAGUUUAAAACCUGCCUUCUCGAGGCGGUCGAGGAGCUGCAGAUUCGAAGGGAUGCAGAGAUACGCUUUGGACAACAGAUCAAUAAGCUGGUUCUGGAGAAGCAGGAGCUUGAGUGGCAGAAGGAAGCUUUACAACAUCAGCUUGAAACGAUGAUAAAGCAGCACACAGAGGCCCUUGCCAACUUUAAAAAACAGUUUCAGGGGAAAAUGAUACUCAUUGAGGAGGAAAAGGGAAUACACCAACUUAACACCCAGUCAAAAGACAAUGCCAUCAACGGCUUGAAAGAGGACCUGAAGGCACUCCAGCUGUCCUCGUACAGUUUUGAGAAGAAAUCAAGCGAGCUGGAGCAGAAGCUGGCCUUGCAGAGCAGGUCGAAGGACAGCCACCUGAGGCAGCUCCGGGAGGUGGAGAACCGCUUCGGGAUUCUCUCCAGGCUGUGUGCCGCCGUCAAGCAGGCCCAUAGCAGACUGGAGAGAGAUGUUGAUGAGGCCAUGAGAAUGAACAAGAAACUAACAUCCAUAAAUGAAAAGCAUGAAUCAACUAUCAACUCCUUCAUGCAGGAGUUGGAGGACACAAACGGCAAGCUCAUCAAGGUUCAGGUGUCGUCCAUGUUCGACCCAGGGAGCAGCCGUCUCACAGCCAAAGAGCAGCAUGCAGACCGGCUGCAGCAACGCCUGCUGAUGGAGACAGAAAGGAACAGAAAACUGAAGGAGGAAAAUGCAUCAGAACGAGCAGACAAGCAGGAGCUGAUGAGGUCUCUGCAGGUGGCCCAGCAGCUGUUGCAGUGCCAGACGUCAGCCCUGACCAGACUGGAGACGGAGCUACACCUGCUCACAGAGCAGCACCAGGCCCUUAAGCGGGACCACGAGGCGACGCGGGCGCUGGGCGUCGCGGCGGCCGCUGUCACCGAGGACCACGCCACCAGCAGGACCCUCUGGGAGAAGGAGAGGGCUGUACUGCUGGAGAGUCUUGAGAGAGAGCAGCGGGAUCAUGGAUCAAUGAGGGCCACGUACGACCGGCUCUAUCGAGAGCAGUCCGGGCGGAGUUCACAGACGUCUCCUGGACCGGAAAUAGCAGAAGAUGGUAAAGCCCACGAUAUCACCACGCCACUCUGCCGCGCAGUGGAGGGCCGCACAGGGCCUGGUUCUCUUCUUGAAUCAAGCCCUGGCUCAGAGCUGCCUCGCCUGGGCAGUGAGGGAGGCUGUGUCCCUUCCCAGACUGGAGACCCAGACUCUGUUGUGGUCUCAGAUGAGUUAGCUGCCACCAGAGCAAUGAGAGGACAAGAGGGCUCACGUUACCAUCCAUCACUGCAGCCUUUUGAAUCAAGGAUCCCUAACUGUCUUGUUGCCACCCCGGUGGCCACAAGGAAUCUUGUUGGCCAGGACAGCCUUCACGGGCUAGGAGACAGCCAGACAGACAGCCUAAGCACAGAGGCCCCCCGUCCUCUCACACAUGAAUGUGAUCCUGCGCCGCUUGCAGAUGUGAUUGAUAAUAACGUCUGUUUGUCAGACGUGGGUCUUCCGAAAAAUCUCAAAAGCUUUAUAUCAGGCCCUGAGAACAGGUCUGUUUAUGAUGACGCAGACCUUGUAGGAGACAUGCUAACUGCACGGGAAAGACAACCAAGUGAGCAAGAAGCCAGCGCUUUACAGGCUGAGGGGACCAGGGAACACCGGGAAGGACCCAGCGCUUUACAGGCUGAGUUGACCAGGGAACACCGGGAAGGACCCAGCGCUUUACAGGCUGAGGGGACCAGGGAACACCGGGAAGGACCCAGCGCUUUACAGGCUGAGGGGACCAGGGAACACCGGGAAGGACCCAGCGCUUUACAGGCGGAGGGGACCAGGGAACACCGGGAAGGACCCAGCGCUUUACAGGCGGAGGGGACCAGGGAACACCGGGAAGGACUCAACGCUUUACAGGCUGAGGGGACCAGGGAACACCGGGAAGGACCCAGCGCUUUACAGGCUGAGGGGACCAGGGAACACCGGGAAGGACCCAGCGCUUUACAGGCUGAGGGGACCAGGGAACACCGGGAAGGACCCAGCGCUUUACAGGCUGAGGGGACCAGGGAACACCGGGAAGGACCCAGCGCUUUACAGGCUGAGGGGACCAGGGAACACCGGGAAGGACCCAGCGCUUUACAGGCUGAGGGGACCAGGGAACACCGGGAAGGACCCUGUGCUUUACAGGCGGAGGGGACCAGGGAACACCGGGAAGGACCCAGCGCUUUACAGGCUGAGGGGACCAGGGAACACCGGGAAGGACCCAGCGCUUUACAGGCUGAGGGGACCAGGGAACACCGGGAAGGACCCAGCGCUUUACAGGCUGAGGGGACCAGGGAACACCGGGAAGGACCCAGCGCUUUACAGGGUGAGGGGACCAGGGAACACCGGGAAGGACUCAGUGGCAACAGGGAAGAUGGAUGCAGCAGACCAGGCAUUCACAGCUCGGGCCCAGAGGACGCUGGAGAGCGAUUGACGGAGGACGCCGUGGAAACCCGAGACGCAGUGCUGGAAGACGGAGAGGAGACAGACAGGACGAAAGCUGGACAAGAGGAGGAGGAGAGGCGGGACGUAGAAGCCGAGGGAUUAGGAUCGUUGGCACGCAGCCCAGGAACAGAGAUAGGGCGGGUGACGUCAGGCGAUAAGGCGCAGAGAGACGGAGAGCUCAGCGAUGCGCUGCAGGGCAUCGACCCUCCGGAGCGCACCGAGCCCCCGCUGAUCGCCUCCCGGCCCCCGGCCCCUCCCCCCCCUCUGGAGGUCAGCGGGAUCCGUGCUUACACAAGCAACCUGACGACAGACAGUGAGGCCCCCAAUGCGGGUCCACACCACUCCUGUGAUGUGGAGUCAGGCACAGCUUCUGACUGGGAAACCAGUUUGAAAGAGAGUGCACACCCUGUUGAUGUCCCACCAGAGCAUGGGAAUCAACCAACAAUGUGCUGUUUUCCAUUAAGUUCCACGUUACCAGACUACCCUCUGUCCGAUUCUACCAUCUAUCAGGAAUGUUCAGAGGCUCAGGACAUGGUCAAGAAUAAUAUUGGUAAUGUUGAUGACCAUUCCAAGACCGACAGGGAGAUUUCAGGGAGAUUUGACGAACCUGAGAAUGAAGAGAGUCUCACCGGGACCAGAGUGGUUGAAACACACCCUCCAAAUAAGGAGAAUAGUUACGUGGAAUCAACGUCCGAGGAGUUGAGUUCCUCUGAGAGAAGGGGCAACCAGAUCCCAGUGCGGUCCCCAGCUGAUGUUAAAGAUGAAACCAAACGUGAGGCAUCUCCUGCCGACCUGAGUAAAGUGGUCAUUGUGGACCCACUUCCAGCCCUACCUGCAGUGCCGUGCUCAGCCCUGCAGAACGAAGACACCAAAGAGGCCAACUUCGAUGUAAACACGACAGCUGGAGAAUCUGAGCCGCCGCGGCAGGUCAGAGGGGCUGAAGCAGCCCCGACCCAGGAGGUAGAUGAUGCCCCAGCCGAGCGUGUCUUGAAGCCAGCCGACCGUCCAAAUCACGAGUCGACCAUCCAAGCCCCACCAAAGACCCAUGGCUCUAGAGAUGGUUCUGUAGAUGCACACAUCCUUGACCAUUCCGUUCAUUGCGGCAACAAGAAAUUCCGCUCUUCAUUUGAAUGGACCAGUUUUCAGACCAAAAAAGGAUCCGCUGGACUUCCUCAGUUUCUUUCAUCCACUGCCAUCAAUGUCAACCAGAACAGAGUGCCUGCGACAGCUGCAGCCACAGCCUCCAGUCUUCCUGGUGCUCCCAGUGCCUCGCGGCCUCGGUCCCCUCAGAAGAGGGACCAGCGCGGGGACUGGAAGGCCAUCAGACAGGCCUUCAGAGCCACAGCGGCAGAAGACGCCGAAGACAGAGGUCCGCUGUCAUUGAGCUUCCAACUCCUCCCUACCUCUGCCCCGAUGGAGAGUGGACAUGGGUCCACUACGAGCGCCGCUCCUGGUCCUGGCACUGGUUCCAUUGCCGGAUUAGACUUGUUUCCUCCAAGCUCCCCGGAGAACCAACAAUCCUCUCUCCGAGCCCAGAUCUCCAGAAUCGAACAGUUCCUCUCGACAGACAGGCUACGCCUGGCCAAAAGACGACGAACCGAACAUUGAAAUCUCCUAAAUGCCUGACAUGGCUCACCCAUCUAAAGAUACUGUUGUAGUUCAUCCUCAUUUAAAGAUACUAUUGUAGUUCAUCCUCAUUUAAAGAUACUGUGGUAGUUCUUAUCAUCUAAAGAUACUGUUGUAGUUCAUCCUCAUUUAAAGAUACUGUGGUAGUUCAUCCUCUCUUAAAGAUACUAUUGUAGUUCUUACUCACUUAAAGAUACUGUGGUAGUUCUUACUCACUUAAAGAUACUGUUGUAGUUCCAUGGCCAGUCAUAUGGGGUUAUCUUUCAGCUGUUCAUUUAUCAUUAUACGGUAAUUCAGAUUUCAGUUAUCAUUAUUGUUCAGAUGUUUCAUUUCAAAGCAUAUGCACAAAGUAAAUGCACAUGUUCAC
Molecule: messenger RNA, 5255 nt
Organism: Gadus macrocephalus (Pacific cod)
Lineage: Eukaryota; Metazoa; Chordata; Actinopteri; Gadiformes; Gadidae
Exons: 21
Coding region: 647-4870 (1407 amino acids)
Source: RefSeq, a predicted model, not a curated record